ACGGUUGAAAUUACAUUUUGGAUUUGGAUUCAAUUGUCAUUGUGUUUUUGUUACUAUUAGGAAGAAGAGGUAAAGUUGAUAUUAAGAACAUUUUUGUAGUGAUCAUUGACUUGUAAAACAAAAUCACAGUGGCGUAACAUAUACUUUAAAACUCGCUUGCAAUUACAUUAUUUAGCUGCGAGUCAGUUUUCUUCAUUGAAAUGGAUGUUUUUCUUAUGAUCAGACGUAAGAAACUAACAAUUUUUACUGAUGCCAAAGACACAACAUCUGUUUUAGAACUAAAAAAGAUAAUUGAAGGUAUAUUGAAAGUGCCUCCUGCAAAUCAGCAACUGUUUAACAAAGAUAAUCAAGUAAUGGAGGAUGAAAAGGCUCUUCAAGAUUAUGGGCUGAAUUCAUCUUUAGCUAAGGCCCAGUGUCCUGCAGCUGUGGGUCUAGCUGUUAGGCUAGAAAAUGGAGAGUUUGAGCAGCUGGAAUGUACGCCAUAUUCAUCACCUCCAGAUCUACCUUACGUGAUGAAAGCUCAAGAAAGUAACGGCCAAGAGCAAUCUUCCUGAACGAUCUCUUUAAUCGUCUGUUCGUAACUAGGAUAUAAAUUUGACUGUAAAUAUAAUAUUUACUGUAUAUCGAUUUCAGAUCGUUUUGUUUCAUAGUUAAAUAGCCAACUUUAUAUUUUUGUUUAGCAUGUAAUUUUAAACAAUUCGUUAACACGUUGUACACAUUGAUUUUGCCUUUCUCUUGUACAUUUUUGUUUUUGAGCUCCAAUGAGCAGUUGUGUGAUUCUGUGUUUCACAAUAUCAAUAAAUCAGUUGUAUACAUAAAAA
Homalodisca vitripennis (glassy-winged sharpshooter) is the source of this 821-nucleotide messenger RNA. It is a transcript of the gene EloB, whose product is annotated as elongin-B. NCBI's taxonomy places the organism in Eukaryota, Metazoa, Arthropoda, Insecta, Hemiptera, Cicadellidae. Bases 201 to 554 code for a protein of 117 amino acids. The record is from RefSeq and is a predicted model, not a curated record. Gene Ontology annotation, cellular component: VCB complex; elongin complex. Gene Ontology annotation, molecular function: protein binding. Gene Ontology annotation, biological process: transcription elongation by RNA polymerase II. The transcript is spliced from 4 exons.